CUGAAAAACAAAAAGGUUGAAAUACUGGAUAGCUCAUCCGCCAAAGGAGAUAGAUAUGGUCAAAUGGGAGAAAUUGUUCGAGAUAUGCUUCUAGAGUAUGUGAAAUACAGCCCAUUGGAGACAAAGGCCGCCAUGCUCGAAAGUGUUAAACCAAAACGUUUGGUCAUGAAAUGGAGGGAUGCCAAAAACAGUGAUGAUUAUGGAAUUUACUGCAUGAGGCAUAUGGAGACGUAUAAAGGCGAAGGCGUACAAGGUUGGGAGUGCGGGCUGGGCAAAAACGACAAGAAGAAGAUUGCAUCACUACGGUUUAAGUAUGUUGCUGCUAUGCUUUAUGCUGAUGCAAACGAGCUGAAAUUGGAAGUUUUUAAUCAGGCACGUGAGUACGGCAAGAAGAAAGAAAAAGCGAGAGGGAAAAAACCACGACCAUGAGAAGGGCUUUAAUUUUUAAUGAUGUG
Messenger RNA from Cuscuta epithymum, 455 nucleotides. Lineage: Eukaryota; Viridiplantae; Streptophyta; Magnoliopsida; Solanales; Convolvulaceae. The record is from the annotation of a GenBank genome assembly.